AUGUCCAGCAAGUUUACAAUUCUAGUCGUGUGCUUUUUACUAGCAAGCCUAUUCAUAACUCAAACUCUGGCUGAUAGUGCAGCGAGUGAAACUAGCGAGUCUAUGUCUUCUGAAUCUGUUACUGAGGAAGUGCAAGAAGAAGUUGCUGAGGAGCAGCAAACACAGGAAGUAUCAGAGUCUGCAUCAGCAUCAGCUAGUGAAUCUUCUGCUUCUGAGUCUGCUUCUGCUGAAAGUAAGGAAGAGUCUGCAUCAGCUGCUAGUGCUGCUGAAGAAAAGGGAGCUAGCGCCAGUGCUUCUGGUGCCUCUAAAAAGAAGGAGGAAGCUAAGGCUGCAGAUAAAGGCAAAAGCGCCAUUGUGUCGUAA
Messenger RNA from Nematocida minor, 363 nucleotides. RefSeq lists its product as uncharacterized. The record is from RefSeq and is a predicted model, not a curated record. The transcript has a single exon. The coding region runs from base 1 to 363 and encodes 120 amino acids. NCBI's taxonomy places the organism in Eukaryota, Fungi, Microsporidia.